AUGCUUCGCCCUCUCUCAAUAUGCCAGCGAUGCGUAAGCAAAACGCUGUCAGCUUCAUCUGCAGCAGCUCUAGCUUCCCAGGUCGCGCGAGGUAGCACACGAGCAUAUUCUCGCCCGCAUUUCUCCCCUCGAAGAAUCUCCCAAAUCACCACUCGAAGACAAGCCGGUCAAUUCCAACUCCUCGCACCGCCAUCACCUGCCUCGCUCGGAGCGCCCGCGGCGGCAAAGACAUAUCGCCGCUCGCGCAAAUGGACUCGUCGACUCUUUCGUCUGGCCCUGGCCACGGGAAUCAUCUACGCUAUUGAUACUCAAUUCUAUGACUCGAGUCUGACGAGAUCGGCGCGAACUUUCUCCAUGGGCCUGCUCAUCGCGCUGGAUUACAAGCUCAACUUUCGCGCGGAUCCCUGGAUUGGCGAUGGGGUUCAGGAUUUGCAUAAUCGAAGUGCGCAGAGAAUAUUCGAUUUGUUAAGGACGAACGGAGGGCUAUACUUGAAGAUUGGCCAGGCAAUUGCUAUGCAGAGUGCCGUGUUGCCGCCGGAAUUUCAAAAGAUGUUUGCAAGAAUGUUCGACGAUGCCACACAGAAUAGUUGGAAGGAAGUACAGCAGGUGAUUCUGGAGGAUUUCGGGAAAUCUGUCGAGGAGGUAUUUGGUGUCUCUUUCACUGGAGAUCCUUCCAAGGGUGUCAUGGAGCGGACAGCCCGUGCCAGCGCUUCCGUCGCCCAAGUGCAUUGGGCUCGCCUUCCAGAUGGCCGAGAAGUGGCCAUCAAGAUUCAAAAGCGAGAAAUCGCUCGUCAAGUUGGUUGGGAUCUCUGGGCUUUCCGUGUCGUCUCGAAAAUCUACUCGUGGUGGUUCGACCUUCCACUUUACCAUCUCGUUCCGUAUGUCUGCGAACGCCUCAUGRCAGAGACGGACUUUGAGUUUGAAGCCUCGAAUUCUCGCAAGAUGCGGGCUUUGAUUCAGAACGAGCCACGUCUAGCAGAUCGAGUCUACAUUCCAGAUGUCUAUCCUGAGCUCAGCAGCAAACGUGUGAUGACCGCAGAGUGGAUCGAAGGCAUCCGGUUAUGGGAUAAAGAAGGCAWCACAGGAACCUGGAAUGGCGGCUGGCGAAAAGGGUCGCCAGGCGCGGGCGCUGUGGGACUUCCUCCGCCUGAUGCCUCUGUCAUCCGAUCAGUUUCCACCAACGACCCUCUCAACGAGAAACUCAAACCAGUACGCGAUGCAUGGCGAGGGAAAGACCAGAAAGGAGGCUUGGGACUAAGUCUGAAGCCUGUAAUGCAAACAAUGGUUGAUCUGUUCUCCGCCCAGAUGUUCCUUUGGGGUCUGGUGCACUGCGACCCACAUCCAGGCAACAUCUUCAUCCGACGUCUUCCCAAUGGAAAGCCCGAACUUGUGCUCAUCGACCACGGCCUUUACAUUCAAAUGUCACCAAAGUUCCGCAAAGAAUAUGCGCUCUUCUGGCGCUCACUCAUGACCUUCGACAACGCGACGAUUGCUCGAAUCACCAAGGAAGAAUGGGGCAUCGAUGCUCCCGACAUGUUUGCGUCCGCAACAUUGAUGAGACCAUACGAGGGCGGCGAUCAUAAAGUGAUGAACGAGAUUCGGAAAAUGUCCAACACCGAGCGCAAACAGAGACAAUUCGAGAUCCAGCAACACAUGCGAAAGUCCGUGAGAGACAUUCUUGCGAAUCAGGACCGAUUUCCCCAGGAGUUGAUUUUCAUCGGGAGGAAUUUGCGGAUUGUGCAAGGGAACAAUCAGUUUCUCGGUUCUCCCGUGAAUCGCAUCAAGAUUACGGGAUAUUGGGCUAGUCGAGCGCUUGUAGAGGACCGCGAUAAGAGCGUCACGCAACGAUGGGGAGAGUUUGGAAGGCAUUUGUUGUUUAGAUUCGUGUUGGCCAGUACGGAUUUGUGGUUCUACUGGUCGAGGUUCAAGCAGGUGUUUGGGAGAGGCAAGGGAAUGGAUGAUGAUGUCGAGGAGUCUAUGAGGAAGAUGGCUGAAAGCAUGGGCGUUGAGCUUCAACAUGGUGUCUUUGAUGGAUGA
Ramularia collo-cygni is the source of this 2037-nucleotide messenger RNA. Its product is annotated as probable ABC1 domain protein. The transcript has 2 exons. The coding region runs from base 1 to 2037 and encodes 678 amino acids. The record is from RefSeq and is a predicted model, not a curated record. NCBI's taxonomy places the organism in Eukaryota, Fungi, Ascomycota, Dothideomycetes, Mycosphaerellales, Mycosphaerellaceae.